Messenger RNA from Aspergillus fijiensis CBS 313.89, 622 nucleotides. RefSeq lists its product as uncharacterized. Lineage: Eukaryota; Fungi; Ascomycota; Eurotiomycetes; Eurotiales; Aspergillaceae. The transcript is spliced from 3 exons. The coding region runs from base 37 to 456 and encodes 139 amino acids. The record is from RefSeq and is a predicted model, not a curated record.
CUUCCAACUAUUGCUUUAUAUCUGUCUCAGUUGAACAUGGUCAAGCCCACAAUCCUCGCGCUACUGGCGCUAAGCACCCCCGUUUGGUCAACGCCACAGACCUCGGUGACCAACCUAGCCAAGUGCACCGACUGGUGUUACAAGAACUACCAGAACCCGUCGUCCACCUGCGUGUUCCCCGCAUUAACCGGACAGGGCCCAUGUUAUGUCUGUGGCCCUCUCAAAACCUCGCAGUCGCAGCAAGUAUGCAGCGGAGCCUGCACGGAUACGAACACCGACGCGAAGAAUUGUGGAAAGUGUGGUACCACUUGUGCAUCUGGGAAAUGCACCCUGGGCAAAUGUUGCAACCCCGUCGAUACUUACGGCUGCACGAUCGAUAACUUCAGAAGCUUUUGUUGUAAUCAAGGGUGCUGGUUCAAUGUUCCGGUAGAUGGCGGGACGGGUAGAUGCCUUUGAUGGAUUUCUGAAGGUGUAUCCUGGUUGCUGACAAUGCUUCUUAUUGUGCCUUGUUUGAUGCGCUGGAAUAAAAGCUCUUGUGGGAUCAGCCAGGAGGCAAGACUAUGCACUGUGAAUACCCCCACACGGCCUAUAUAGCUGCCAGAAGUGAAAACGAGAUACCCAC